Closterium sp. Naga37s-1 is the source of this 981-nucleotide messenger RNA. The record is from the annotation of a GenBank genome assembly. NCBI's taxonomy places the organism in Eukaryota, Viridiplantae, Streptophyta, Zygnematophyceae, Desmidiales, Closteriaceae.
AUGGCGUUGGGUCGGCUGUCGAUAGAAGAACAGUUCGAGGCGCAGUGCGACGCGCAUGGGCGCAGUGCGACGCACAUGGGCGCAGUGCGACGCGCAUGGGCGCAGUGCUACGCCCGCAUGGGCGCAGAGCGACGCGCAUGGGCGCAGUGCGACGCACAUGGGCGCAGUGCGACGCGCAUGGGCGCAGUGCGACGCGCAUCGGCGCAGUGCUACGCCCGCAUGGGCGCAGUGCGACGCGCAUGGGCGCAGAGCGACGCGCAUGGGCGCAGAGCGACGCGCAUGGGCGCAGAGCGACGGGCUCGGAUUCUUCUCACCUCCCCUCUCCCCUGCUCACGUUCAGACAGUGACGCCCGUGCGGCGCGCUCCCCGACCACGUCACCUCCCCACCACGUCACCUCCCCCACCACGUCACCUCCCCACCACGUCACCUCCCCCACCACGUCACCUCCCCCAUCACGUCACCUCCCCUCUGGGCCGUCUUCCGGGCCGUGCACGCCGUCGCUCAGCCACGUCAUCACCUCCCCUCUGACGCCCUGCCACGUUACCUCCCCUCUGACGCCCUGCCACGUCACCUCCCCUCUGACGCCCUGCCACGUCACCUCCUCCCCUCUGACUUCCUGCCACGUCACCUCCUCUCUGAGGCAGGCCAACGCAUGUGUAACCGCAUUCGGUCCUGUCGCUUGCGCCUUGCACCGCACAUGGCCACUUCAGACCGCGCAUGCAUUCGGAACUGAGGAUCGUACGAACUCCAUUGCUCCGAAUAGCAAGGCCCUCUGCCUGAUGUACGGCCGAGAUCUCGCGACGGCGGUUCGGGUGCUGGAGGACCAAUUGCAGGCGAGCCCGCUGACAGCUGUCGAAGAGACAGUGGUGCUCAACCUGUGCUCCAUGUACAAUCUGGCGGCGUCUGAUACGCUCAGCGCCAAGAGCACGCUCAGCAACUGGCUCACGCGGCUCGCUCCGGACGACUGCACUCGGCUCUAG